AAAAAACUCUUCUCAAUCCACAAAUUAUGCCCCAAAACUCCUAACCCAAAAUAAAUAAUCUCUCUCUCUCUACAAACAACAUAGGACGAUCAAAAAUCUCUGAGAAACACAGAAAAUGUCAGGUGGGGUGGGUCCAUCCAGUGACAUACGUCUCCCAAAUGAACAACAAUAUGAACCAAGAAACUCUAAAACCGUCCCAAAGAACACCCAGAAACCUCAUACCCGCCGAGGUUUCUUCACUUUCCGGCAGCUCAACGCGCUAGCCGUUGUGAUCGUCCUUGCCGCCAGCGGCAUGGGUCGCAUUUCCAUCUANUUGCAAGUAGUAACUCCGGCAUCAGAGAUUCACAAUCGUAGCUCUCUGGGCGUUGCAGAGAACCGGCUGGCCGACGUUGAGGCUGUUGAGCCAUUGGUCAUUGGAAAUGCUAAAGCCAAGAUUAGAACAAAGCCUGAAAAGGGUUUCAAGAUAAAAUACAUUCCAAAACAGAAAACUGUUACGUAG
Molecule: messenger RNA, 499 nt
Organism: Ilex paraguariensis (yerba mate)
Lineage: Eukaryota; Viridiplantae; Streptophyta; Magnoliopsida; Aquifoliales; Aquifoliaceae
Source: the annotation of a GenBank genome assembly